Molecule: messenger RNA, 420 nt
Organism: Aspergillus aculeatus ATCC 16872
Lineage: Eukaryota; Fungi; Ascomycota; Eurotiomycetes; Eurotiales; Aspergillaceae
Product: 40S ribosomal protein eS17
Exons: 4
Coding region: 1-420 (139 amino acids)
Biological process (GO): translation
Cellular component (GO): ribosome
Molecular function (GO): structural constituent of ribosome
Source: RefSeq, a predicted model, not a curated record
AUGGGUCGCGUCCGUACCAAGACAGUCAAGCGUUCCGCUAAGGUCAUCAUCGAGCGUUACUACCCCAAGUUGACGCUCGACUUCGAGACCAACAAGCGCAUUUGCGAUGAGAUCGCUAUCAUUGCCUCCAAGCGUCUCCGCAACAAGAUUGCUGGUUACACCACCCACCUUAUGAAGCGUAUCCAGCGUGGCCCUGUCCGCGGUAUCUCCUUCAAGCUUCAGGAGGAGGAGCGUGAGCGCAAGGAUCAGUACGUUCCUGAGGUCUCUGCUCUGGAUGUCUCCCAGACCGAGUCCGGCCAGCUCGAUGUCGAUGCCGACACCAAGGAUCUCCUCAAGAGCCUGGGUUUCGACAACCUCAAGGUCAACGUCGUCAACGUCACCCAGCAGCAGGUCCAGGAGCGCCCCCGUCGCUACCGGUAA